Molecule: messenger RNA, 2270 nt
Organism: Clupea harengus (Atlantic herring)
Lineage: Eukaryota; Metazoa; Chordata; Actinopteri; Clupeiformes; Clupeidae
Gene: npdc1b
Product: neural proliferation, differentiation and control, 1b
Exons: 8
Cellular component (GO): membrane
Source: RefSeq, a predicted model, not a curated record
GUCUGUCUGUGUGUCCCCUGUGUCUCUGCAGAAGGACAAUGUCCCCGCAGUCUGGACUGUGCCCGCGAGGGACGCCACUUCUGCCAGCCGGGCUCCUCGCGCUGCGGGCCGUGUCUGGCACCCCUGACGGAGAGCAAGAGGGGCACAUGUGUGGUGAGGAGACAACAGCACCCUCGCCACCACCUCAACAAGGCCAAGAGCCUACCUGAGCUGGACGAGGAGAUCGACUUCCUGUCCUCUGUCAUCACCAAGCAGCUGAAAUCUGAGUCCAGACACUCAGUCUCCUCCUCUCAGGUCACCUUGACAGCUGAUGGGGAUAUUACAGUUCCCCAUAAGACUCACCACACAACCGAGGCCACCCCCACCCCCACCCCGGACACCGCAGAACAUCCCAUAACCAGCGGCCUCACCACGGCGAUGCCCAUCACUACCAUGGCAACCACACUGGCCUCGCACCUGCCACAAGCUCCGGCUAUGCAGAAGGGACCGCUGGCUGUCCCCGACUCAUCCAAGAGCAACGCGUUCCUAAUCAUGACUGGUGUGUGUCUCAUGGUAGCAGCAGUGGUCCUGAUCUUGGCAGCCACUUUCUCGGUCAGGUUACGGAGGGGACUGCGUCUGGCUCAGAAGGUGGACUACCCAGCCUUCGGCGUGUUGGCGCCCCAUUCUCACGACAGCACUUCGUCUGGGGAUAAGAAGCUGGCUCACAGUGCCCAGAUGUACCACUAUCAGCAUCAGAAGCAGCAGAUGUUGUCCCUGAAACACAGGGACGAGGCCAAGAUGACAGAGUCAGGAGCCACUUCAGAUGAAGAGAAUGAAGAUGGAGAUUUCACAGUCUAUGAGUGCCCAGGACUGGCUCCAACGGGAGAGAUGGAGGUGAGGAACCCGCUGUUCGACGACUCCACCCUGCACCUCCACGCUCACCGAGGCCACAAGUGAUCACGGACAAUUGUGCAUUACCAAUCAUCACCAAAAUAAUGUUUGCAUUACCAAUCAUCGCUUUAUGUUUCGCACACACACACACACACACACACACACACACACACACACAAACGCACACACACACGCUUGCACUCUCUUAUGUAACAUUGCCCUCGUCUGUGUGACAUCACCAUCCCACCGUAAGCGCUGCUGACCUGUGCGUUCGGAGAGGAAGAGGAAGAUGGACAGAACUCAGAGGCAGCAAAUGGGAGGAGUGGACUUGAAUGACAAGAGGGCGAGAAUGGAUGUGGAACGUGGAGGAAGAGAAUGUAGGAGCGGAACGUGAGCACAGCACACGGCAAAGACUCUGUUGACUGCCACAGUGUUGUUGUUGACUGCCUCAGUGUUGUUGUUGACUGCCUCAGUGUUGUUUCACCGGCCUCUUCAUCUCAAAUGUCCUUGUUUAUCUUCUCUAUCUCUUAAGGUUUCACCUUUCUUGACCUCCCUCGUAGCUUACUGGUUUAGUACUUCAUUUAUCGACUUGUCACUUGUUCAACGACUCCAUUUCUGUCUCACUAAACACACACAUACACAGACACACGUGCGGGGGGCGAUGGAAACAAUUGACCUGCUUAAUUGUGGACAUAUCUGCUUUCUUUUGUGUCCUGGUGUCUGCAUUAGCAUCUCACAGCUAACUUUUUGAUCCUCAUCACGCAGUUCUAGUGGUAUAGUCAGCAUGGCCAUAUGGAGCAUCCAUUAAGUCUCCUAUGGGGACUCUCAGAAACUACUACCACCACUGACUCAUGGUCUCGCGUCCUGACGUCCUUACGCUGGCUAAUAUUAGGUAAGGUGGGACAUCAUAUACUCAUUCUAUGGCAUAUAUUACAUAGUCCUCACUUCGGCUACUGUCGAUUUCUUUUUCUUUUCUUUUUUUCCGUGUUCAAUCCAACAUUGCAGGCCACACUCGCUCACCCCCCCCCCCCCCCCCCCAGCCUGUAAACUUGAACAAUGAGAAGUGCAUUCAAUCAGGAGAGGAAAACCUUAAGCUCACGGUGGUCAGACUUCAGGUCAUCCUUCGGCCCAGUCUCUUUGCCUUUUUUUUCGCCUGAAGAAUAGAAUGAGACACUCCCCUCAUCAGAGUUUCCUUCCCGAGUCCGUGGCCGGUUCUGGUUCUGCCACGGAUCCACCUGAGGUGCCCGAGCUGCGUGCCAGAACCGCUCCAGUAAUCCGCUGCUCGUUGGGUUUGUUGUAAGUACUUGACUCUGAAAACAUAUCAAACCAGCCAAUAUCAAACCCGGGGGGAGGGACGCUGGGCACACUCUUAGUGUUAUCGCCAGUCAGAACCCAUUUAC